AUGUCAUUGGUUUCUGCAAUCCAUGAAAGGAAAGAAACUACCAAGGAAACUACUACCGCGACCACCACCGCUGGUAGGACAACUGGCUCUGUGAAGAAGAACUCCGUACAAUCAUCAUCGAGAAACAAUUCCUUGACUUCCAAUGCAAGCAUCGUUUCCAAAAGAUCUUCAAUAUACCAAACUGCAGGAGAACCCCUAAGUAGAGAAGCUCUAUAUAGAGCAAGAUUAAAAUAUGGAUAUUAUCAAUCUCCAGCAAAGCAAUCGAAUCUUGGUGUCUCUAAUGCAAAACUGGCUUCCGAUACAGCUGCAUACUUAGCUAAUGAAAAUACAAAGUCCAUACCAGAGACACACACACAAACAAGAAAUAGAAGUUAUUCCAUGGAUAAUAAUAAUAAUAAUAAUAAUAAUAACACGAAUAUUACAUCCCCAUCAGGACAUGCUGCAUCUAGAGCAUAUUCAAUGACUAUUACAGGGGCUACAGUUUCAUCUCCUGUAAAGGCUCCCAAUCCAAAUACCAAUAAGACUUAUUCUAUAAACUCAGCAAGUUCUGCUUUAAAAGCAUCAUACUUAAACAUAACUUUGAGAGAACAACAAAGACAAGAAAGGGAACAAGAUGUAGCUAAUGUGAAAAAAUCAUUAAAUUUAACAAAAGUGUUACAAGGAGCUCAAUUGAAAGCUGAAUCUCGUAUUAAAGAUCGUUGGGAACCACCUGUCCAUUCUUCAUCUCAUGGAAUCAAAACUAAUGCAGCUGAGUAUAAUAAUAAGUUCAAAUUGACCAAAGGUGUUAUGUCAGGGAUCGUAUCACAAGUGGAUUUGUCUCAUGUGGAUGAAAGGAAAAGAUUGGAAGCUGAUAAGGCAGAAUCUGUGAAAUCAAUGGGGUUUGCUAGGAAUGCUGCUCAUGCUAUUAAGGAUUUGGAAAAACCUUCCACAUCAAUUGAUGAAGAUUUGGAAGCUAAACGAAAGCAAAGAGAUGUUUAUUUGAAACAAUUGACCUCUUCGGAAGUCUUAUCCAUGGCAAGAGCAAAUGUGGAUAGGGAAUUGAAAUUGAUUGCUGAUUCUGAUUAUCAAACUAGAUUGUUUAGUAAUGAAGAAUUUAAUAAAGCGGCUGUUGUAACAGCUCAAGGAAAUUUGGCUAAAAAAGUACCUUAUCAUAAUAAGAUUAAUAUGGGUGGUGGAUUAUGGUUAACUCCAGAGGAUAUUCAAAAUAUUGCUAAAGAUUUGGUGGAACCUGUUCUUGGUGAAGUCGACACUAGAGCUAAAGAACAACGUGCCAUGGAUGAAGAUUUAGCUAAGAGGAACUUAGAAUAUAAAAAUGGGAUUAAUGAAUGGAAUAAUUUACAAAGAACUAAAUUGAACAAUAAUGCUAAAUUCCCGCCUAUUGAAUUGGCAAGACAAACAAAGGAAAAGGAAGAUUUACAAAAAAGUUUGGCUGAUAAAUUCAAUGAAAUGGUUGCCAAGAUGGAAAAGGAACUUGAAUUAAAACGUCAAGAAGUCGCCGAGGCAAAUAAACAUCAAGAAGAAUUUGCUAAAGAAAUGGAACAGAAAAUUGUUGAUGAACAAAUACGUAUUGACAAUGAAUUUGAUAAUUGGAAGGCUAAAUGCGAAUCUGACUUGACAACAACUCGUGAAGAACAAGAAUUGUUAUUAAAACCAUAUUAUCUUGAUUUACAAAAUGCUCAAGCUAAACAUGAACAAUUACUUGAAGAAAAGGAUCAAAUUGGUAAUAAGAUUGAAAAUUUGAAUUCACAAAUUUUAUUACAUAAAUCUAAGAUUGAUCAAUAUGGGAAAGAUAUUGAAGGUCAAGAAAAUCAAAAGGAAAGAGAACAUGCUAAAUUAGACGAUUUAGAUCAAAAGAAGGAGGAAUUAGAAACUGAUUUAAAUGAACAUAUUAUUACAUUGGCAAACAAGACAAAGGAAGAAGCUGAAUUAUCAUCCAAACAAGCUCGUUUGAAACAAUUAGAGGUUGAUGCUUUAGUUAAUGAACGUAAAAGUGAGUUGAAUAAUACAGAAAUUAUGUUAAAGAAGGAAAAAUUAGAUUUAUUGGAAUCGAUGAAGAAUUUAGCCUCAGCUCGUGGAGAUGAUGAAUUAAAUGAAGAAAAAGUUAAGGCAUUAGUUGGUAUGACAUCAAAAGAAUAUUUAGAAAAAAUUAAAGAAAGUGAAAGGCAAACUUCUCAACCUACAAUGAUUGAAAUUCAUGAAGAGGAAGAAGAAGACCCAGAGGUUAAUUUUGUUAGGCCAGAAAUAGAACAGAGUGUUACACCUCAGAAAAUGAAGGCAAAUCCAGAAAUUGAAGUUGAAACUGAAACUAAAACUAAAACUAAAACCCCAAUAUCUCUUACAGAGGAAAUAAAAAGUUUAAGCAAAUCACCACCAUCCUCACCUAUAAUUUCAAAACCCAUGACAGUAAAUAAACAAGAACCGGUUUCCCCCGUUACAACACCAUCAAAGAAGGGAAACUUAUUCAAGAAGUUUUUCAUUGGUAGUUCCCAAGAUCAUAAGGAUAAGAUGAGUUCACCAACGCAAACUAAUAAUAAUAAUGACGUUAAAGAACUCUUGAAAAUGAAUACUACGAUUGAUGAGAAUGAACAUAUCCAAAAGAUAGAACAUUUGUCAGUGGACAAUACGAAACCUAAACCUACCACAACGGAAGGAGAGGGUUUACAGCGUGUGGAAUUAAAACCAACAUUUAGUGGAUUUUCCCAAGGUUCAAUAGCUGAUGAUCAGGUAUCAUCAGUCAAUGAAAAAGAUGUUAAUGAUACUCAAGCAGUACCUUCUGAUGAAAGUGAAGAAGGAUAUUUUAAGGAAGUGUUUAAUUAA
Molecule: messenger RNA, 2817 nt
Organism: Naumovozyma dairenensis CBS 421
Lineage: Eukaryota; Fungi; Ascomycota; Saccharomycetes; Saccharomycetales; Saccharomycetaceae
Gene: EIS1
Product: Eis1p
Exons: 1
Coding region: 1-2817 (938 amino acids)
Biological process (GO): eisosome assembly
Source: RefSeq, a predicted model, not a curated record